Messenger RNA from Blastomyces dermatitidis ER-3, 525 nucleotides. RefSeq lists its product as uncharacterized. The transcript has a single exon. The record is from RefSeq and is a predicted model, not a curated record. The coding region runs from base 1 to 462 and encodes 153 amino acids. Lineage: Eukaryota; Fungi; Ascomycota; Eurotiomycetes; Onygenales; Ajellomycetaceae.
AUGCAGUUACACCAUGAGGCAGUUCUGGAAUUCAUGUCUCUUGGUGGCACACAGGUCACCAAUCUACACACAUUCUUUGAUAAGUUCCGGUCCGCCAUCACAAAAUUGAAGAUGUUGAAUGCUUCCCCCUCAGAUGCGUGGAUAUUUGAUACCUUCUACUCAGUUCUACCCAACAAUUGGAGGAAUUAUGUUCAAAAGAAGAUAGAGGAGAUACAGGAUUUCAAAUCCACAGCUGUGGUAUUGGAUGUUGAUCUUCUCAUGGAGGAAAUCCGUUCGCGGCUUGAUCCUUCAAAAGAUAAAAAGAACCUGCAGAAUAUAGAUUCUGCGGCCAACUCAGCUACAACAGCUACAACAGCUACAACAGCUACAACAGCCACAACGACUACCAGCAACAAUACAUCGAAUCCGGCCUGUGGAGGCCGUACUGGACGUGGUUGUGGCAGUUCACAAGGGGGCUUCUGAAACCAUCGGGGAUCGGGAAAUCCACCUACAUGUCCUGAUUGUGAGAGAUCUCACUUUGGCACC